This is a messenger RNA of Polyodon spathula (Mississippi paddlefish), 525 nucleotides long. It is a transcript of the gene tnfsf13, whose product is annotated as TNF superfamily member 13. The coding region runs from base 198 to 434 and encodes 78 amino acids. The transcript has 3 exons. The record is from RefSeq and is a predicted model, not a curated record. NCBI's taxonomy places the organism in Eukaryota, Metazoa, Chordata, Actinopteri, Acipenseriformes, Polyodontidae. Gene Ontology annotation, molecular function: receptor ligand activity.
UUAUUCCACGUUUAGCGCCCGGCUCACUCUGUUUGGUGUUUGUGUUCACAGAAGCUGAGGACAGCACUGUAAUCUUCUGGAGAGCCAGCUCCUUGCAGGGGAAAGCCUUUGAACUGAGCCCAGCUGCCACUGCCAUCAAGGAGGACGGAUUCUAUUAUGUAUACAGCCAGGUCUUGUUCCACGACUGGACCUUCUUGAUGGGUCAGGUGGUCAUGAAGAUUGGGGGAGGAGGGAGCAAAGGGAACGAGACGAACAGACUGCUGACUUGCUAUAAGAGCAUGCCGGAGAACGCAGAGCAAGCCUACAACACCUGCUUCACUGCCGGUGUCUACUUUCUGGAGAAAGGGUCUGUGCUGCAGCUCUCCGUUCCGCGGUUCAACGCUGGGAUCCAGAUAGUGGAUCACUCCACCUUCAUGGGGCUGAUCCAGCUUUAACAGGGCGACAGACACACCCCGCCAUUUUUUUGAAAAAUGGUUUGCGCCAGAAGACUGUUUUUUUUUUCAGUGCACAAGGGUAAUGACCCGA